AUGUCCACCUCCAAACAAAAACCCACCACCACCACCACAACCAAACCCUCCCCAUCUCCAUCUCAGCAAAAACCCCACCUCAGCGCCAACUUCGCCCACCCCUCCUCGCACCAAAUCGACUACGACCACGAAACCUACCUGCAUUUGAUCGGCGGGGGCGGGGAGGGCAAAAACCAGCCGAAGACGCUGAAUCAGGUGUUUCGGGAGAAUCUGGUGCGGCGGAGUUCGACGCGCGCGUUGGAUCCGGCGGUUGUGGAUCCUCGGGGGCAGCGGGAUCCGAGUCCCCUGGACUUGGAGUGGGCGGAGAGUCAGAGGGUGAGGGAUCGGUUGGUUGGGGGGUGA
This is a messenger RNA of Aspergillus heteromorphus CBS 117.55, 342 nucleotides long. RefSeq lists its product as uncharacterized. The transcript has 2 exons. The record is from RefSeq and is a predicted model, not a curated record. The coding region runs from base 1 to 342 and encodes 113 amino acids. NCBI's taxonomy places the organism in Eukaryota, Fungi, Ascomycota, Eurotiomycetes, Eurotiales, Aspergillaceae.